AUGCCUGCCGCCGAAGCGAAGCGAUCGCUCUCCAGUGGGAAGAGGCUGCAAAAACGAAAUACACCUGCACAUCGACUGCCUGCGUACCAACUUCCAACACGCCUUCGAGCCUCAGAAGAUGCACAGGAAGACGUUGCUGCCCCAAGCAGGAGUAGCGAUGCACCGGCGCAAUAUAUGAACCAGUCAAUAUUUGGUAUGAUAGCAGCUGCGGGCUCAAGGACCGACUUCAACCAAAGGUUUGACGAGUCAAGCGACAGCGAUCCUGACAAUACAGGGCAAGAAGGCGAGUCGACAGCACGACGUGGGUCGAAGAAGAGUGCCAGAUCAAUACAUGCGACCCAAAUAUUAGACGAGUCAAGACAGAAAAAGCGUUUGUCGCUACAACGUCUUACCCACUCGGUCACGCAAUCUGUCCCAAAGCUCUCCUUACGGCCUUCAAAGAACCGCAAAUCGAAGAUUCGCCAGUUAGACUCCUUGGACGAUAGGUCAGACGAUGAGGAUACAGGUGAUCACAAGGAUGCGCCUAUGAUGAGCAGGCUGUUGACUGCAGAAGCUCAGUACGAAGCCAACGAAGCGGCUGGACCUAGCCAGACUUCUCAGCUGGUCUCAACAACUGCCAGAGCAAGAGCCGAGUCUUCCCCUGCAACACUGCUUGCUACGCGCUUGAAAGAGAUCUUUGGCUUUGAUAACUCCGAGACUGUUGUUGCAGAGUUUCCAUGCUGGCUUCUACAGAGCGUACUACUUCAGGGCUACCUCUAUCUUACACGACAUCACAUCUGCUUCUAUGCUUACUUGCCCAAGAAGACCAACGUUGCUGUAAAGACAGGACACUUAUCCAAGCGAGGCAAAUCAAAUCCCAAGUAUCGACGUUAUUGGUUCGAGCUGAAAGGCGAUGUUUUGACCUACUAUUCGAAUCCAUCUGAUCGAUACUUUCCCCAGGGUAACAUAGACUUGCGUUACGGAAUAUCUGCAUCGAUCGGUGGCGAAAAGGACAAGGAGCCCAGAGACUUCUCCGUGACAACUGACCACCGAACCUACUAUUUCAGAGCUGAUUCAGCAAUUAGUGCUAAAGAGUGGGUAAAGGUGAUUCAAAAAACAAUAUUUCGAUCACACAACGACGGCGAUAGUGUCAAAAUCUCGCUGCCAAUGGAGAACGUUAUUGAUAUCGAGGAUAGUCCCGUUGUCGAUUUUGCUGAGACUAUCAAGGUCAGAGUCGUGGAGAACGAUGACUCUUACGCUAUCGACGAAUACUUCUUCUCUUUCAGCUUCGGCGUCGAUGUCAUGCACACCUUGCGCACUCUUUUCGACGACUCAGUACGGCGACGUGGCUCAGUCGAUCUGCUUUCACCUGUAGCUGAUGAUGCUACAAGGUCGCCGUCACCGAGUGCAAGAAAACCCCUCCAAGCUGCCCGGGAGCCUUCCCCAAUGUCUCCUAUAAGAGAAAGUGUGAGGGCGACCCUGACACCGUACGCGCUUGGACCAGAUGGUAAAAUGACACCUCGUAUGAGUGGUGAUUUCAUACGAUCUGGCAAUAGUCCAUCCAGGACAAGCUUCGAUCAGGCAGUUGAAUACGGUCGUUCGAGCUUCGAAAGAGGACGGGCGAGCGAGCCCACCUCGCGGUUGCACCCCAUGGCUGGAGAGAGACGAACGGCGAGAUCGCCGCUCGCAAGACCUGCAGAGAAACCUGAAACUUCAUACUUUCCUCCCACACAGGAGAAGGGCAGUGAUUCUUCAACAGCUUCUCCUUCUUCACCUUCUAACGUGGAUAUGUCAGCCAGCCAAAUCUUAUCUCGCUCCGAUGUGUUUCACGCCCCCGUGGUAAGAAGAAUGAGCACUCUCGUUUCUGACGACACAGACAACGAGAACAGAUUAUCAGGUGAUGAGCAAGAUGCCUUUCCAAAACCGAGCCAUGGACGAAAGGUCGCAUUGCAAGCAGAAGCUAUUACAGGACAAACCCUGGUCGGCACCGACCACCCUCGCACUGCAUCCCCAACACUCCAAGAAAUCGUAAAAGCUAGUGCUUAUCCUUUGCAGCGAGCAGGUGCCUUUGCCGGCUAUCUGAAAAAUAGGUCUGAACGUAUGUCAAGGCUUCUGGCUACCGAGUCUAUGUCUUACCUAGAAAAAGUUUCUGGCAUGUGGGCCGGUCAAAGAAAGCACUAUGGUGAAAACGAGACUGUAAUUGCUGAGGACCAAGAUGUCGAUCCUGAGGAUGAAGAAGCUAAUGUCGGAUACGGCGACCGUUUUCGCACGCACUUUGCAUUACCAGCAACGGAAAAGCUUCAAGCGACCUAUUUCGGAUUCUUGCACCGGGUGCUUCCUCUCUACGGAAAGAUUUACAUUAGCAAUAGUAAAUUUUGUUUCCGCAGUUUGCUACCUGGAACACGAACCAAGCUUAUACUUCCUCUCAAAGACGUCGAGAACGUAGACAAGGAAAAAGGAUUUCGCUUCGGUUAUCAUGGACUAGUAUUGGUCAUCCGUGGCCACGAGGAACUUUUCUUCGAAUUCAGCUCUGUCGAGAAUCGAGAUGACUGCGCUGUGACCUUGUUCAAGCAUUUGGAAUCAAUGCGCCAUCUAGCUGGAUCAGGCAUUAUCUCUCAAUUGGAAGCUGAAGCAGCCGAGGCGGCCAAAAUAGAGAAUGUCAUGUUACAAGAAGCACGUAGAAACCCGGGUGCUGCAGGUCUAGAUGCAGUUGUCGCACUCAAAGAAGGUCUGCCCCCUGUCCAAGAUGAGACCACACCAGUACUGUUUGACGAUGGCAAAGCCUCAAUAAUCAGUUUCAAACCUCCUUCUGGGUUACGCGUCACAUGUCUUACCAUCGGAUCGCGAGGCGACGUCCAGCCAUACAUUGCAUUGUGCAAAGGACUUCUUGCUGAGGGACACAAGCCAAGAAUCGCGACGCAUGCAGAAUUUGGACCAUGGAUCCAGAAACACGGUAUCGAUUUUGUGUCAAUUGGUGGAGAUCCUGCAGAAUUGAUGCGAAUCUGUGUUGAGAAUGGUAUGUUCACUUAUUCCUUCCUCAGAGAAGCUACAUCGAAGUUUCGAACAUGGAUCGACGAUCUUCUAGACUCGUCUUGGCAGGCCUGUCAGGACUCAGACAUUCUCAUAGAGUCUCCCAGUGCGAUGGCUGGGAUUCAUAUUGCCGAGGCGCUUGGUAUACCCUAUUUUCGCGCCUUUACCAUGCCUUGGACAAGGACUCGAGCUUACCCACAUGCUUUUGCCGUUCCUGAGCACAAAUAUGGCGGAGCAUACAAUUAUCUGUCCUACGUGAUGUUUGACAACGUCUUCUGGAAAGGCAUCUCCGGGCAAAUCAACAGAUGGCGAAAGCGGGAUUUGCAACUGGGAAGCACGAACCUCGAACGCAUGCAGCAGAACAAAGUGCCAUUUUUGUACAAUUACUCUCCACAUGUGGUCCCACCACCGCUUGACUACUCCGAUUGGGUCCGCGUAACCGGAUAUUGGUUCCUUGAUGAAGGAGCUGACUACCAACCUCCGCAGGAGCUUGUUGAUUUCAUGCAAAAGGCACGAGCGGAGAGCAAGAAACUAGUGUACAUUGGUUUUGGCUCGAUAGUUGUGGCAGACCCGGCAGCACUUACAAGGACUGUUGUUGAGGCAGUAUUGAAAGCCGACGUUCGUUGCAUCCUCUCUAAGGGCUGGUCUGAUCGACUUGGAGAUCCAUCUGCGCAGAAACUCGAAGUGGCUCUCCCAUCUGAGAUCUACCAGAUCAAGGCUGCACCACAUGACUGGCUGUUCAGACAAAUUGACGCUGCGGUUCAUCAUGGUGGCGCUGGCACCACCGGAGCUAGUCUGCGAGCCGGCGUUCCCACUAUAACGAAACCGUUUUUCGGCGACCAAUUCUUCUUCGGUAGUCGCCUAGAAGACCUUGGGGUAGGAAUAUGUUUGAAGCGAAUUAACGUCACAGUGCUUGCACGGGCCAUAUGGGAAGCUGUGCAUAGUGAGCGUAUGAUCUUAAAAGCCCGUAAGUUGGGGGAAAAGAUUAGAAGCGAGGACGGCGUUCGAGUUGCUGUUCAAGCAAUAUAUCGCGACUUGGAAUAUGCACAGACUUUGAUCAGGGCGCGCAAGACUCAGUCCCAAAAGGCAGCUUCCGGAUACAAAACAGAGGCUAGCGGCCAGCAGAGUGGGAACGGGACAGGCGAUGGUUUUGGCGCUGUUGACGAGGACGAGGAAUCGUGGACGUUCGUGGAUGGUCUUGAUGAAUCAUGCUAUGGACAAUCGAGCGAAAAACCGAGCGAUAGUGCAAGGUUCAAACGUCGUGGCUAG
This is a messenger RNA of Lithohypha guttulata, 4278 nucleotides long. It is a transcript of the gene ATG26, whose product is annotated as Sterol 3-beta-glucosyltransferase. The coding region runs from base 1 to 4278 and encodes 1425 amino acids. Lineage: Eukaryota; Fungi; Ascomycota; Eurotiomycetes; Chaetothyriales; Trichomeriaceae. Gene Ontology annotation, molecular function: UDP-glycosyltransferase activity; hexosyltransferase activity. The record is from RefSeq and is a predicted model, not a curated record. Gene Ontology annotation, biological process: sterol metabolic process; carbohydrate metabolic process. The transcript has a single exon.